Molecule: messenger RNA, 1332 nt
Organism: Kazachstania africana CBS 2517
Lineage: Eukaryota; Fungi; Ascomycota; Saccharomycetes; Saccharomycetales; Saccharomycetaceae
Gene: SWT1
Product: mRNA-processing endoribonuclease
Exons: 1
Coding region: 1-1332 (443 amino acids)
Cellular component (GO): nucleus
Source: RefSeq, a predicted model, not a curated record
AUGAGUUUACAGUCAGUUCAUGCGGGUAAUUCAGUCAAGAUACGAAACGAUAAACCUAAGAGUAAAACUCAAUCAAAAAAUCUCUCGAAAGCUAAAGGCAAAAAAUAUACCUUAAAUGACUUAGACGACCUGAUAGGUAUCAACAAGGGGAAUAAGCAAGAAAAUUUGAGCAUGCUUCCAGAUGAGGAGGACAUAGAAAUGACCGAAGCAAAACCAGAAGAGUGUGCUCCUUCAAUGUUGCACCUUGUCAAUGAUAUAAAAGUGUGUGAAAAUCUCAAUACACAUGUUAAUAACAGGCAGGCGACCACGUUGGACACCGCUAUUAAUGACACAAUAAAAACAAAGCGGCCAACUAUGUUCAUUGUAGAUACUAACUUUAUAUUGUCGCAUCUCACUAUAUUGGAAGACAUCAGAAAACUUUUCUCAAAAUUUUAUCAUUCAAUAGUCAUUCCAAUUACAGUAAUGAAGGAAUUGGAUGGGCUCAAGAACUCUAACAAGGUAAACGAAAUCGAACCAGGUGCUACACGAAAGAAACAAAGUUCUAUCGGAGAACUUGCGAGAACUGCAAACAAUUGGAUUUACGAAAAUCUUGCAAAUGUAGGCUCUGGCGUGGUGGGACAAAAAUUGAGACAAAGAUUGAACCCAAAUACUACAAAAGAUGACUCUAUUCUAGAUUGCUGUCUAUACUUCAAGGAUAAUCUGAAAGACUUCGUUAUUUUACUUUCAAAUGACAAAAAUUUAUGUCUAAAAGCUUUAACAGAGGACGUUUUGACUGUAUCUUAUAGAGAAGGAAUGACCGGUGGUCUUAUUGCGGAGAAGGUUUAUCAAGAAAAUAUGCUAAGACUUGGAGCUCAAGAUGGAUAUUCAAACUAUCAAGGGUCAUUGAAUAACGACCAAUCAGUAUCACAGGAAAAUAUUAUUCAAUCAAACAUUAAUUUUCAAGAACUGUCUGAGUAUAUUUUUAGUGAAGUUAGGAAUAUCUUACAGAAGGCGAUUACUUACGUAAUAACUCAAGAGUACGGUGAAGAUACCGAACUUAUUGGAUUUGAAGCUGAUCAUCUUUUGACUUUUGAAAGUAUCUGUGAUUGUCUGUAUGAAUAUUGGGUGUCGGUCUUCUCAGAAUAUUUUAGACAGAGUAAAUUAAAGAAACAUGACUGGAAAGAUAUCCCCCAAUCCUUGGUUUCGAUUCCACAUGAUAAAGCAGCUUUAUUAAAUUUUACAGAAUUUUGGCGAGAGAUACUGGAACAUCUUUUCAUAAAGAGAAGUGCCCAAGAAAACGAACAGAUGGAAUCAUGUUUUCAACAAUGGGGAUAUUUAAUUAGUAACAUAUAA